Messenger RNA from Colossoma macropomum (tambaqui), 1369 nucleotides. Its product is annotated as transmembrane immune signaling adaptor TYROBP. Gene Ontology annotation, molecular function: signaling receptor binding. The transcript has 5 exons. Bases 127 to 474 code for a protein of 115 amino acids. Lineage: Eukaryota; Metazoa; Chordata; Actinopteri; Characiformes; Serrasalmidae. Gene Ontology annotation, cellular component: cell surface. Gene Ontology annotation, biological process: microglial cell activation involved in immune response; positive regulation of macrophage fusion; negative regulation of B cell proliferation. The record is from RefSeq and is a predicted model, not a curated record.
UGCAAUCGCUCAUCACACUGUCCGUCUUUAGGUUGAAACGUGAUCUGCUCUCGUAGUCCAGGUGUAAACAAAAUAAUCACACGGUCGUAGGGAACCUUCUGCUUUCCCGGCCAUCCUGCGCUCACCAUGAGCUGGACUUUGUGCUUGAUGGCUCUUGGUCUAUUUGGUUCUGCUGCAGCGACUCAAGACUGUGGCUCAUGCUACCAGAUCAACAUGGGGAUCGUUAUUGGCAUCAUUACAUGCGACCUGAUUGUCACCCUUCUUAUUGCUAUCUCAGUCUACUGUUUUGCGACACGGCAAAGGAGGAAGAGCAGAUUACACACACGUACUAACUCCUGUGAGCCAGGCAAAGCAAAACUUCGCCAGUCAUCAAGCAGGCCAAAGGAGGUUGAAAUUACAGAGUCGCCUUAUCAGGAACUGUAUGGGGUGCAGUCAGAUAUUUACAAUGAUCUCCGCCAGUAUCAAAAAAAAUAAGGGAACUGCAGGUUUGGUCCCAAGACAAUGACUCCCUGACUGUAGAAUGCAAGUCGUUCAGCUGAAAUGGAGUUUGGUCAUCUUAUGUCAGUUGAAUUGAUUGUUCUUAUUUAUGUAUCUUGACCAAUUUUGGGGUAGUUACUCAAAAAGGUAAUUAAUUACUUGCAAACACAACAUCAUUUUCCAUGAACAAUCUUUAAGGUUGAGUCCUCAGACCACAAUACACAUUUCCACUGCACAUCAGCCCAUUUCAAACGGGUUCCAGCCCAGAGAAGUCAGCGGUGUUUCUCAGCAUUGUUGACAUGUGACUUCCCUUGAGCACAGUACAGUCUUAACUUGCAUUUGUGGUCGCAGCGACAAACAGUGUUUAUUAAUAAUAGUUUGUCAGUAUUCCUGAGCCCAUGUGCUGAUAUCUAUCACAGAAGCAUGUUGGUUUUUAAUGCAGUGCUGUUUGGGGGAUUGAAGGUCGCAGGCAUUCAGUUGUGGUUUUUGGCCUUUUUCUUUACAGAUUCUCUGAAUCUUUUGAUGAUUUUGUGCACUGCAGAUUUACAAAUCACUUUCUGUUUUGAUUUGCAUUUCAUUUGCUGUCCCAGUGUUUUUGGAUGUGUGGUUUUCUCUCACAUACAAUGUAAAAUUUCUGUUUUACUGCGUCUUUUGUUUUGAUUAAUUUAACCAUUCGCCAGGUUCUCUGUAAAUUCUUUCAAAUAUUUAUAGAAAUUAUAUAUGUGUGUUACACUGUAUAAUACCAAACAUGAGUAUCAGAGCAACAUUGUGUAUCAUGUAAUGUAAUAUUAAGUGAUUGUAGACAAGUUAAAGGCAUAGAUAAUCAUAACAAACCUGUGUGUAAUAAAUAAGUAUAUGUAUAUUCCUGUAUUAGAACGGAUAAGCGUUUGAC